Folsomia candida is the source of this 761-nucleotide messenger RNA. RefSeq names its product protein D2. The coding region runs from base 120 to 701 and encodes 193 amino acids. NCBI's taxonomy places the organism in Eukaryota, Metazoa, Arthropoda, Collembola, Entomobryomorpha, Isotomidae. The transcript has 3 exons. The record is from RefSeq and is a predicted model, not a curated record.
GCUCCUCAGCCUCAAAUUAACCACCUAAUCUAGCAAAAUUUCCAGCGCCCUGGACAUCUUCCAGUCCUCAGCCAACUUUCAUACCUAAUCCGCAGUGAAAAAUAUCCAUAAAAAGCAAAAUGCGUCUCGCCUUCGUCACCGCCCUUUUAAUCUGCCCCAUCGCCUCUCAGCUUUUUAAAGGUUCCGCCGUAAUAAACUUUUCGGCGGGAAAUGAUGCCAAACUUGAGGUAAAAUUUGGCGACAUUUCCAUCGGCAAUGGAACCCGUUUGACGACCAAACAGGUCGAACGUGCCCCCACGACGGUCAAAUGGAACGCGGAUCCGAACAAGUUCUACAUCGUGGCAAUGAUUGAUCCCGAUGCACCCACAAAAGUGGUGCCCGUCUUUGGCGAAAUUUUGCACUGGAUGGUCGUCAACGUUAAGGGAGGUGACAUGUCGACCGGGAAAGAAUUGGCGUCAUACCUUCCACCAAAUCCACCACUUGGUAGUGGUGCUCAUCGUUUCGGCUUCGUCGUGUAUGAACAACCCUACUUGCAAGGAUUACGGGGAAGACUUACAUUUGCGGAAAAGUUUGGACAAACGAUCCGAUCCCGGUAUCGAUUCUCGAUGCAGAAUUUUGCAAACUUGUAUAAUCUUGGGGAUCCCGUGGCACAAAAUUAUUUCACCGCGGGAUGGCUGGAUGCUCCCGUUUUUGGGGCAUAAAUUUCUAAAAUGCAGUUCAAAUUGUAAUGGUCAUAAUAAAGAAUGGAUACUUAUCUUCAA